Plasmodium gonderi is the source of this 639-nucleotide messenger RNA. RefSeq lists its product as hypothetical. Lineage: Eukaryota; Apicomplexa; Aconoidasida; Haemosporida; Plasmodiidae. Gene Ontology annotation, biological process: Golgi vesicle transport. The transcript has 8 exons. The record is from RefSeq and is a predicted model, not a curated record. Bases 1 to 639 code for a protein of 212 amino acids. Gene Ontology annotation, cellular component: membrane.
AUGAAAUCAGAAAAGGAUGAUCCAUUUCAUGAGGCAAAGCACGAAGUCGAUAUUUCAGUACAGAAGUUGCAAAGCCUAUAUAAAAGCUGGAGUAGCAUACCUGACAAAAAUUCACUAUUGGCAAGGGAGAAAUACGCCCUGAUAAGUGAAGAAAUAAAAUAUCUAAAUGAAGAUUUAGAAGAUCUAGACAAUUCAGUUAAUGUUGUAAAAAAAAAUUUAUACAAAUUUAAUAUUACCACGGAAGAAUUGGAAAAUCGUGCAAAUUCUCUGAAAAAUAUUCGAACCGUUUUAAAUGAGAUAGCAAGCAGUUUGACUUAUAAGGCUUUAAACUACAGUAGAAGCGUGAAGGGUGAAUACGACGCUGUUGCGAUCAAAAGACAAGACAACGAUUUGGACGAAUUAGCUGAAUCUGCAGAGAGACUGCACAAUGCCGCUAUUACAAUUAACACAGAAUUAAAAGAUCAGCAAAAGUUACUUGAUGAAUUAGAGAACGAAAUGGAUUACUCAAACGAAAAAAUGAACUUUGUGAUGAAAAGAAUCGGAGAUUAUUUAAAAACGAAUAAUCCGAAAGUGCUAUCCCUAAUAGUCUAUCUUACACUUAUUUCAUUUUUUUUGCUAUUUGUCCUUGUAGUCUCCUAA